UAAUUGGGCUAGUUCGUUAGUUAGUAGUUAGCAUUAUUAGGUAGUUAGUAUUAUAAGGUAGUUAGUAGAUGAUUCUAAUGAUUAUAGUUUCAGGUAAACAUUAUGAAGGAGAAAUCUGUUGCACGUACAGUUCGUCGCAGUAAGCGCCAGAAAGGUGAAGAUGCGAGUGUUGAGCCAUUGAAAACUCAGAGAAGACCCAGAAAGCUUACUGGUCAAACAGCAGAAGACACAGCAACUGAUAUGCAGAUCGGUACUCAGGAAUCUGCAUUGGAAGAACAUCCUCGUGAAGAAGUAGUAUCACCAGAAAAGGAGAUAGAAAACGAGGAUCCAGAAAACGAAGGAGAUUCACCAGAAAAAGAUGGAGAAGAUCCAGAAGACGAAGGAGAAGAACCAGAAGACGAAGGAGAAGAACCAGAAGACGAAGGAGAAGAACUAGAAAAAGGAGACGCAGAUGAUACGCAGCAUCCAAGUGAAUCAGUCCUUGGUGAGCAGCCAAGUGAAUCAGUCCAAGGUGAGCAGCCAGAGACCAAGACAAAGAGACGAAGAGGGCGUACUAGGAUGAGUAAAGUGGCUAAAAACAUUGAAGACAAGGUUGAAGUUGAAUUUAUAUCUCUCGGUGAACAUGUAGGGGAUGGAUCAGUAACACUUUCCUCAUUUCUUGGUCCACUUGUGAGAGAGCAUGUACCAGUCCUUCUUGGAGAUUGGAGGCACCUUGAUGAACAGAUCAAGGAUACAAUGUGGGAGGAAAUUCAGGCGAGGUUCAAACUGACAGAACAGUGGCAAAAAGAAGCUGUGUUAAAGCAGAUGGGGUGUAUAUGGAGGUCUUCAAAGUCAAGGCUUGUAAGCCUUGUGCGAAAUGUUGGGAGCAUGGAAGAACUUACUAAACUAAAACCAAGCAAUGUUCAAUCUGCGUCAGCUUGGAUGAAUUGGGUGAAGACAAAGAAAGGAAAAGAUUUUAAGGUCACUAGUGACAAAUUCAGGGAAUUGAGGAGAAACCAGAUUCCUCACACAACUAGUCGCAAGGGAAUGGUUCGCUUGGCUCAUGAAAUGAAGAAAAAAAGUUCAAACCCCACGCAAGUGACUAGGAGUAAGGUCUGGAUAGCAGGACAUACACAUUCAGAUGGGAGACCUGUGAGGCCUGAGUUUGAAGAUACUAUUGAAAAAAUCAAAACCCUUGAUACUGAAAUGGAAUCCACUGCCAGUACGAGUGUUAACGACGAUGCUGUGAGUCAGGUCCUAGGAAAAGACAAACCAGGAAGGAUUAGAGGAAUGGGCAGAGGAAUAACUGCUACGAAGAUAGCAUUCAUGCAGGCCAGAGACUCACAUGUACUGAAACUUGAAGCUAAGCAAGCUGAAUUGCAGGAUGAACUUCGUGGUUUGAAGGAUGUAGUUCGUGGAUUAACUGCAUCUAAAAGUAAUCAUGUUGACGGUGUCUCCAAUUCUGAGUUCAGUGAUCUGAGCAAAGGACCUAGGUGUCAGAUUUUAGACUGGUGUUCAGUAGAUGAUGUUGUCAUCGGAGAAGGAGAAUUCUGCUCAUCUGAACCAACUUACAAAAUUGGACGAAUUCCACUUGGUAUGCAUGCUGGUGCUAUUUUAGUUAAGUCUGUUACAAAUGAAGAAGCACCUAUCUGGAGGCCUACGACAUCUGUUACCACACUUGGCCAAGCCAUUGGAAUGAAAAUAGCAUGGCAACUUGAGAAGCUCAUUCUGGAUGAAGACUACUCAGAAAAUAUGCCUACAGAGGGAGAAGGCGAUAAAAUCCUAAUCUAUGAUUGGUCAAAGGAGGAUGUACUUGUUGCUGAGGGUCGUCUCCAGUCAACUGACCCAAAAAAACUGGUUAACAACAUUCCAUUGGGUCCUAGUGCUGCUAUUGUCAAAGUAGAUAGGGUAGUUAAUGAAGAUGGUUCUCUAUGGAGACCAAAUGUGGAGAAGUUGAUGAUUGGUGAUGCACUCGGUGAGAACAUCCCAUGGCCUAUCCAUAAGAUUCUUAAGGCUACUGUACAAGCAAACAGAGAUGAACUGAUGUCUAGAAGUAGAUCGCGUGCGAGUGCAAGUAACAGCUCUAACACCAGCAAGAAUGAGAAAAAGAAGUGCAUCCUCUUAGAUUGCAAGGGAUCAGGAAAAAAGGUUGCAGAAGGUCGAGUUUCCUCGACUAAUCCAGAUGAUGUCGUUCAUUUUGUUCGGUUAGGCCCCAAUGCAAGCAAGAUAUGGGUUGAUGUUCCUCUGAUUGAAGAUGCACCACUUUGGAGACCUAAUUCAGAACUUCAGAUCAUUGCUGAUGCUCAAGGAAGUAUAGUUGCUUGGCCAAAUGACAAACUCCUUUACAUAUGAAUGCUCAAGGAAUGUCUCACAAGAAAUCUACUAUGUUGUUGUACUUUUAAAAAACGUGAAUGCUCUUUAGUACUUUAAAAAACAUAAGCCUUAUGUCUGUGUUGAUUUGUAUGAUUUGUACCACCUUGA
Molecule: messenger RNA, 2460 nt
Organism: Raphanus sativus (radish)
Lineage: Eukaryota; Viridiplantae; Streptophyta; Magnoliopsida; Brassicales; Brassicaceae
Exons: 7
Coding region: 103-2331 (742 amino acids)
Source: RefSeq, a predicted model, not a curated record